UCAUCUCAACCUUUCUUCUGUAACUUAAGCAACGAUUAUUCGAUGCGACAAUCCUGGUGAUAGCAUCGCAAUAUUUCUUUUCUUAUUAAUCUUUUUUUUUCUUUGGACCUGGUGUUCAGUUUUAUAUUAUUACUAUUAUUAUUCUACAAUGGCGGGCCUUUUGGACGGUUUGGGUAGUGCUUUGGGAGGACUGCGCGGAGGCCUUUUGGGUGGGAACAACGACGGCGGCAACGAUCAGAAUUCGCAGAUAUUAAACCCAACAGAGGAUGCUGGGGACGCAAAGCAGAAAACCACUUCUGAAGCUAGCACAAGUGUAACUGCAACUGCAACCUCCAUUUCGACUUCAGAUGGCGAAAUAAGAGCAACACCUACUCCCGGAAAUUUGAGGGACAAAGGUGAUGGCGACGACGACGAAGACGACGACGAUGAGGGGGACAAGGACGAUGAGCAGCCGCAGAUCCAAGAACCUACUAGCACUAAUACUCAAAAGCCUUCUAUUACAGGGUUGCCGAAAUCACCCGUUCAGACUACGGCAAUUGCUCUCAAUCCCGGUGCUGCUGAAAACACAGAUGUUGCGACUCCCGAUGCAACUCCCGAUGCGUCGGAGACGACUGUUAGUCCUAAGUCGACUAGUAGCCCUAAGCCGACUAUAACAUCGGCUACUAAUCCACCAAAUACACCCUCGCCCUCGCCCUCAUCCCCAUCCUCAUCCUCACCCUCACCCUCGCCAUCCUCCGAAACGUCCAUCUCGACAACAUUGGCGCCGCCGCCGCCACCACCAACCACACUUGUGACAUCCACCAAGCCAUCGAGCCCCGCCGCCACACCGUCAAGCCCCGCUGCUGACCCGUCUACCUCUAUCCUCGAGAGCGUGGCCACGAGUCUCAAUAUCCCCGAGGCAACCAGUAGUACACUAGACCCUCCUACGCAACUUUCCUCAACAACCCCCGCGGCCCAAGUCACGCCGCUUCCCCAGGAAGCCGCUGCCGCUGCUCAAAGCAGCAUCGCCAAUUCCCAGAGCAACACUAUCACGCAGGCGCAGGCGGUCGAUAACGGGAAUAGCGGAAUGAUCGGCAACUUACCCGUGGCCGCGGUCGCGGGUAUUGCCGGCGGUGGAGGCGGCCUAGUGCUCAUCAUCCUGAUCAUCCUGAUCCUCCGGUGCGUGUGGCGGAAGCGGCGCAACGGCAACGACGAGGCCCUGGCCCGGCUGGACUCCAUGUACGAGGCGGGCAAGCCGACGGCCUCGGAGUCGACCGACAAGCUCGUCCGCUGGAACAAGGGGCUGUCGGAGUAUCACAAGCCGGUCGACAACAGCUACAAGGCAUAUAGAAUGUGAUUUACCUAGAUCCUCUGACACACUGCAUUAUAACGGAAAGGGGAAGUCUACUAUUAAAUUUGGUGGCCUUUGGAGUUCGGUACUAGAACAGAAGUUGUUGGCUUGUCAACAAUAAACUAGACGGAACCAUAUUUAUCCCACUCCUAAAAAGUAAAAUCUAGUCCAGUUAUUACCUUAGUAUAGACCCUCUCCUAUAAUAUUCACGUUCUUUUAUUUUAUAUAAGGUAUAAUUGAUAUAUAUCUGCUUUAGCGAGAAACGUGAUAGCAGUGCUUGUUGAGUUUGAUGUUCAAAAUCCAAUGGAAGGAUUCGGAUUUUACAACGCCGUCUAGAUC
Daldinia caldariorum is the source of this 1669-nucleotide messenger RNA. RefSeq lists its product as uncharacterized. Bases 149 to 1336 code for a protein of 395 amino acids. The record is from RefSeq and is a predicted model, not a curated record. Lineage: Eukaryota; Fungi; Ascomycota; Sordariomycetes; Xylariales; Hypoxylaceae. The transcript has a single exon.